Molecule: messenger RNA, 4643 nt
Organism: Danio aesculapii
Lineage: Eukaryota; Metazoa; Chordata; Actinopteri; Cypriniformes; Danionidae
Gene: jazf1b
Product: JAZF zinc finger 1b
Exons: 5
Coding region: 114-845 (243 amino acids)
Cellular component (GO): nucleus
Source: RefSeq, a predicted model, not a curated record
CGCCGCUGCUACUGCCUGUCUGCCUGGUGACGGUGCGUGCUUGCGUGCGUGAGUGCGUGCGCGAUCUCCUUUCCGCUCGCGCCGUGCUGCUGCUCUUCAAUGUAGCAAAGACCAUGACAGGCAUCGCCGCCGCCUCCUUCUUCUCCAACAUUUGCCAGUUCGGGGGCUGCGGACUGCACUUCGAGUCGCUGGCCGAGCUCAUCGUGCACAUCGAGGAUAAUCACAUCGAUACAGAUCCUCGUGUGUUGGAGAAACAGGAACUGCAGCAGCCCACAUAUGUCGCCCUCAGCUACAUUAACAGGUUUAUGACAGAUGCUGCGCGACGCGAGCAUGAAUCACUGAAGAAGAAAGUUCAGCCAAAGCUGUCACUCUCACUGACGGGCAGCCUGUCACGCAGCAGUGUGGCCACACCCCCUCGACACAACAGCGGCAACCUCACCCCGCCUGUGACUCCGCCCAUCACACCCUCAUCUUCAUUCAGGAGCAGCACCCCGACAGGCAGCGAGUAUGAUGAGGAAGAGGCAGAAUAUGAAGAGUCGGACAGUGACGAGUCAUGGACAACCGAAAGUGCCAUUAGUUCCGAAUCCAUUCUCAGUUCAAUGUGCAUGAAUGGCGGUGACGAGAAACCCUUUGCAUGUCCUGUGCCUGGAUGCAAAAAGAGAUACAAGAAUGUGAAUGGUAUCAAAUACCACGCCAAGAACGGUCACCGCACUCAGAUCCGCGUUCGCAAGCCCUUCAAGUGCCGGUGUGGUAAAAGCUACAAAAGCUCUCAGGGGCUCCGACACCACACCAUCAACUUCCACCCGCCGGUCUCUGCAGAGAUUAUCCGCAAGUUGCAGCAGUAGAGAGUGCCAACACACACACACACACACACAUGCAUAUGUACAGUACAAACCAAACACCUCCACCUCUGCACCAGCAGCUUCAGCUGUCCAUCAACUGACCUGACUUGUUCUCCUUUUUUUUUUUUUUUUUUUGGAGGACAUCCAAAACAAAACCUUUGUCUGGAGGACGCCUUUCUCUCUACUUUACUCUGACGAGUAAGACUCUUUUACCUUCCCCUCCAUUCCACUUCUCAUGAGGAGGAAACGUUAAUCUUUUUAUACUCCUCUUCCUCAAGGAAGACUCCGUGAAUCCUCAUAUCAUUCCGUACCUCUAUGAGGAUUGGACCAUCCUUCAAAACACUACACUCCCAAUCGCAUGCUUUAAUUACAUUAUAUAUAUAUAUUUUUUUUUUCUUUGCUUAUUUGUAUGCUAUCAGAGUUCAAGGUUUUGUAUUUUUGCACAUUCGCAUUUAUUCAGUUUCUUUUCCUCGUCUUAUUUUUUAUUCAAGGUGCUUUUUGUAAAACAUGGCGCGUUUUUGAAAAAAGAGAGAAUCAUGUGUAGAUAACCAGCCCUCACACUGAAUGCUUUAGUUCUGUGUUUCUCAACCAUGUUCCUGUAGGACUACCAGCUCAGCACAUAUUCCUUGUCUCCUUAAGCAAACACACCUGAUUCAGAUCAUCAGCUCAUUAGCGGAGACUGAAAAACCUGUAAUAGGUGUGACAGACAAAGGAGACAUCCAAAACAUGCAGUGCUGGUGGUCCUCCUGGAAUAUGGUUGAGAAACAUUGCUCUAGUUUACUCCAGAAUUAAAGUUGUCAUCAUUUUAACAUCCACUUGAAGACAUUUUUCAUAAAUCUGAGUGAUCUGUUUAUUCAUUGGAAGUCAGUUUAAAAAUGUUUGUAAAGAGCUAACAAUAUAAUCAUUUGGAGUGGUUUAUCCAAGUUUUCUAUAGAAACACAAUUGCUUUUAAACGCUGUUAACAUUGCUUGCUCAUUAGUGUUUGUUUAUAUGUCAAUAAAAUCGUUUUAUAAAGCGAUUGUGUCUCUUCAGGAGACUUGGAUUACACUUUUUAAUCCAUAUGGAUUUAUUUCUGACCUCUUCAUUGAAGAUUUAGUGUUUUGUGUUAAAAGACUUUCAAUACAUGAACAGAUUUUAGAAAACAAAAUCUUUAUGUAUUCGGUUUUGAGGAUUUAGAAUGAUUUUGGGGUGAUCUAACAAUUUAAAGGAUAGUCCACCCAAAAAUUAAAAUUCUGUCAUAAUAUGUAUCCUUCAUUUUGUCCAAAAUCUGAGAUUCUUUUUUCUUAACAGCCCAUUAGAAGACAUUUUGAAGAACAUGGGUAACCAAUCCAUUGUUAGUCCCCAUUAAAUAAUAUUUUUUUUCCUAUAGAAGUCAAUGUGUUUUCAACAUUCUUCAAAAUAUCGUCUUUCAUGUUCAGAAGAAAAAAAGAAGCUUGUACAACUUUGAAACCUGAGUUCUUCGGACUCAGGUUGCAACUUUGGCGGGUGAGUAAAUAGAGUAUAGGUGUUCAUUUUUAGGUGAACUAUCCCUUUAAGGCCUGGGUGUCAAACUCAGUUUCUGGAGGGCCGCAGCUUCGCACAGUUUAGUUCUAGAAUAGUCUAGUUUUGGCCUAUUCUUUGACGUCUAUUAGAUUUUCACUGACAGCCCAAAUUAAGCCUUGUUUUAGCCAAGACGACUAUGUUUAGACGUCUAUUAGACAUCUUUUAAAAACAAAAAAAUGUUUGCUGGGUUACCUGUAGGUUUCAAAAAGGACCUAAUUAAUUUGAUCAGGUGUGUUUAAUUGGAGUUGGAACUAAACUAAAGGCCAAGUAAAACAAGGCUAAACUUGGGCUGUCCGUGAAAAUCUAAUAGACAUCUAAAAAUAGCCCCAAACUAGACUCGUCGUCAAGUAGACAUAUUAGACAGACUUUAUAUGUGUAGUCAUUCAUUUCUGUUUAUUUUAUGACUUGUCUAUUUUUGGCCUAUUUUUAGACGUCUAUUCAAUUUUCACUGACAGCCCAAAUUUAGCCUUGUUUUACGCAAAACAACCAUGUUUAAACGUCUAUUAGACAUCUAUUAGACAUCUUUUAAAAACAAAAAAAAUGCUUGUUGGGUUACCUGUAGGUUUUAAAAAGCCUGAAGGACCUAAUUCAUUUUAUUUUUAAUUAGAGUUCGAACUAAACUUAAGACCCAAGUAUAGCUAAAACAAGGCUAAUCUUUAGCUGUCAGUGAAAAUCUAAUAGACAUCUAAGAAUAGCCCAAACCUAGACUAAUUUCUGUCUGCUUGAUGACUAGUCUAGUUUUGGCCUAUUCUUAGACGUCUAUUAGAUUUUCACUGACAGCUCAAAUUUAGCCUAAGACGACUAUGUUUAGAUGUCUAUUAGACAUCGAUUACAAACAAAAAAAUGUUUGCUGGGUUAACUGUAGGUUUCAAAAAGCCUGAUGGACCUAAUUAAUUUGAUCAGGUGUGUUUAAUUAGAGUAGGAACUAAACUGUGCAGAGCUGUGGCCUUCCAGGAACUGAGUUUGACACCUGUGAUUUAAGGAUUCAGUGUGUGCUGUGUGCGAAAUCGAAAGAAAAGAGCGGCCUAAAAAGUUUGAAUGUUUUGUAAUAUACCAAUAUCUACCCUUAUAUAAGCAACAUUCAUAGCUACAGAUAGUGUACAUAACUAUAUUCUAUACGCUCUUAUAAGUUGAAAAUCUAUAUUUUAUUCUUAAGUUGUAUUUUUAUCUGAACUUCAGAGAUCGAUAUCGAUUGAUUACGGAUGUGCAGUUUGUUUUUUUCAGUAGAGCUUUCGCCCCUUUCUGUUAAUCUCAGAAGAGUUGACUUACAGCACCAAAUGACUCUCAGGUGAAAAACAAAAACCAAUCGCCAGCAUUUCAGAAGCAGAAUUAGAACCCUGCCCAGUUUAAUAGUAUUUUUAGAAUAGGCUGUUACACGUUUCCCAGACGCGCUGUGGUCGGAGUGUUCCAAAACUCCAAAGCAAUCUUCAGGCAAACAAUCUAAAGCACUUUGUAGUGACCAAUUGCCAACCUGUUAGGGCAUUUUGUAUUGCCAACAAGACUGAUGUUGCGGAAUAUUAUCCACGAGGAUCAGCUGCAAAAUUCAAAGGACUAAUAAGGCACUUUGGAGGUUUCCGUUUCUGAGUUUAUUUUAUUUUAAGUUUGUUGUUCAGCUAAGGGAAUUCAUUCUUUCGCUAUACCUCCAGUGUGCUUGUUAGUUGUGAGAUUAUUGAAACUGGUUGCCUUGAAUUGUGGUUCACCACAGCAUUCCAGUACAGUAUAUGUGUAGCCAAGUGAUUCAGAUUGUGUGUUUGCCUCGAUUCUGGCUCAUCUUUGGUGUGACUCUUCUACUUCUAGCUUGUCUUUGGGAAGACGCGCAGUUCAAGUGUAAUACCUUGAGUCAGAAAGGUACUUGUUUUAUUUGUUUUUAGACUCGCGUGAGGUAGAAAUGAGUCACUUCAAGUUGAAGGCCAGAUCGAGGCCUGCCGUUACGACAUCACUGCAUGGGUGUUAAUGUUGUUGGAAGUGCAGUGUGGGUUUAGAUGCAGAGUUGUUACAGUAUUACACUGCCAGUACAGAGGGAAGUAUUUGAUAUAUUGUGUACUUAAUGUAUUGUCUCGCUGUGCGUGCUUUAAAUUAUAUUUUCUUAAGUUUCUGGAUGACAGUGUUCCUACAUGUAAUGAAGUGAAGACACCAGGGACUGUUUCUGAACUGGUGACAUUUUCUGCAACAAAAUGUAAAUGAAAAAAAAAGCUGCUUUGUAAAUGUAAACCUGGUUACAUUUUAAAUAUUAAAAUGGCCUCUGAUAUGUUUUAAGAA